AUGCCCAACCAAAUCAAAGACAUCACCACCACCGACGAGACUACCUUCUCUUACAUCUUCGAGCAGAAUGUAACCAUCACGCUCAAGGACCAGUCAGGUCUUGUCCGUUGCAAUGUCUAUCGCCCCAAAACUUCCGAGAAAGUUCCCGUUCUAGUUACAUACGGACCCUACGGAAAGGACAUUAGCUAUGAAGCAUUCCACCCACAAAGCUUCAGCGAGGUCAACCCAGAGCAGCGCUCUGAACACUCUGCCUGGGAAACACCCGACCCCAAGUUCUGGACUAGCAACGGGUAUGCCGUAGUACGCGCCGACGAGCGCGGCACAGGCCAGUCCGUUGGGAAACUUGACACAAUGUCCCGCGGAACUAGCGAGGCUUUCUUCGAUGUCGUGGAAUGGGCAGCCGAACAGCCUUGGUCCAGCGGCAAAGUCGGUUUGCUGGGAAUCAGUUACUUCGCAGGCAGCCAGUGGCGCGUGGCUGCACGCCAGCCCAAGGGUCUAUCAUGCAUUAUUCCUUGGGAAGGUAUGUCAGACUACUACCGAGACCGAUGCCGACAUGGUGGAAUUCUGUCGAACAAGUUCAUCAAGUUCUGGUGGGAUCGCCAAGUCGUUAGUAACCAAUACGGUCUUGCUGGUCGUGCGGUUCGCAACUGGGGUCCUGAUACCAUUGAGGGUGAUUUGCCCGAAGAGGAACUCGUCCAGAACCGUCAGGAUCAAACUGUCGAUAAUGUCGAUAACAAGUUCCGGGAUGAUUUAUACUAUGCUUCAAAGGAGUACAGCAUGUCCGACAUCAAGGUACCAUUGCUCUCUGUCGCAAACUGGGGUGGCAUCCUGCUCCAUCUUCGUGGUAACGUUGAAGGGUACACACAUGCUGGAUCGGAGUUGAAAUACCUGCGCUUUAUUACCGGCCGACAUGAUCUCCCCUUCUACUAUAAGGAAGAGGUUGAGCUCCAACGCAGCUUCCUCGAUGCCUUCUUGAAGGGAGACGAUCGCGCAGGCUGGGCAAAUGGUACAGCACCCAAGGUUGAUAUGGUUCUGCGCAAGGGAGACGUUGGACACAACAACGCCGAGGGCGAAAAGACCUUCCCUCGCCGACAGGAGAAGGAAUGGCCCAUUGCCCGAACCCAGUACACAAAGUACUACCUGACAUCCCAAAAAGAGCUUGUCACCUCAGUACCCACCGAAUCACGCUCAACUAAAGUUUCCUACCAAGCCCUUGGAAACCUGGAUGAUCCCCAGCUGGUACAAUUCACCACCAGCGCUUUCGAGACCGAAACCGAAAUUACGGGCCAUGUCGUGGCGCACCUGAACGUGUCAAUGAGUGCAAAUGCCGGUGCACCAACACCGCAGGAUAUUGAUUUAUUUGUGACAAUGCGCCACAUCUCGCCUGAGGGGAAAGAAGUGUUCUACACGGGAACAGCCGGUGAUCCUGUACCGCUGUGCAAGGGCUGGCUGCGGGUUUCGAUGAGACAGGUUGACCAAGAGAACCCGCGCAACCGUCCCUGGUUGCCUCAUCGUAACUACUACUCGACCGAUGCGCGUCCUGUGAUUCCUGGGGAGGUGUAUGCGGUUGAUGUGGAGGUUUGGCCGACGAAUGUUGUUGUUGAGAAGGGGGGUAAGAUUGUCCUAGAGAUUAGCAGUGGAGAUACGCAGGGUAGCGGAAUUUUCCAGCAUAACUCGCCUGUUGAUCGAUCUACUGAACGCUUCCAGGGCCAGAACCAUAUUCACUUUGGUGUUGCAGAGAAUUAUGUUACUCUGCCUAUUAUUCCAUCUGCUUAA
Molecule: messenger RNA, 1776 nt
Organism: Penicillium soppii
Lineage: Eukaryota; Fungi; Ascomycota; Eurotiomycetes; Eurotiales; Aspergillaceae
Product: CocE/NonD family hydrolase
Exons: 3
Coding region: 1-1776 (591 amino acids)
Molecular function (GO): dipeptidyl-peptidase activity
Source: RefSeq, a predicted model, not a curated record